Molecule: messenger RNA, 1502 nt
Organism: Durio zibethinus
Lineage: Eukaryota; Viridiplantae; Streptophyta; Magnoliopsida; Malvales; Malvaceae
Product: protein SUPPRESSOR OF PPI1 LOCUS 2, chloroplastic-like
Biological process (GO): chloroplast organization; embryo development ending in seed dormancy
Cellular component (GO): outer membrane
Source: RefSeq, a predicted model, not a curated record
CAUCACAUAAAACACAAGACUCCUCUUUUUCUUCUUCUUUGUCUUUGCUGUUUUACAAUAAUUUCGUUCAUUUCAUUUCAUGCAAAAUGCAAUCUUUGUCUAACUGACUGUCUGACCCGUAUAUCCAACCAUUUUUCUUUGCUUAAUGUUUUUUUCAUCUCCAACUCUAUGGGGGCUCAGAAGAGCGUCCAUGCAGGCAAAGCCAAGAUUGAUGUCAAUGUUGAUUUCACCCACAAGCUAUGUGCUCCUAUGAUAUUUCCUUCUUUAAGGAACACUAGCAGUCCUCUUUCCCUAGUAAUUGGAAGUCUUUGCAUAAAACACCCAAAUUUAUUUGGUGGAAGUGAGAAGUUUGAUGUGUCGUGGGAUAAGGGAUUAUAUGAUUCAAAUAUCUUGGUAGCUUAUCGGAGGCCUCGACCACAAUGGGUUGCUCAACAAUGUUUUAUCUUGCAGCACUCACUUUCACCUGAGAUUGGAGUCCAUGGUAUACCUGUAGACAAUUUCUCUCGUUCAGGGAGUGGCGGCAUGAAUUUGUCUCGAUUAUCAGUUGGAUUGGAUCUAAAUGAACCCGCAAGUUCUAAAUGGAGCAGCACAACAAGUAUAAAAUUUGAGAAUGUUCGCCUGUUGAGUGAUGAUGGCCGCUCCAUUACCAGAGAUCUUGAUGGGUUUCCCGUCACUUGCAGUGGCAAUGCCCAUGACAGUAUGGUAGUCUUAAAGCAAGAAUCUCGAUAUGUGAAGGCAAAUGAUCGCAGUUUUUCUCAAUUUACUAUGCAAAUAGAACAAGGGAUUCCUGUUCUGUCAAAGUGGUUAAUCUUUAACCGAUUCAAAUUUGUUGCAUCAAAGGGCAUCAAACUUGGACCUGCCUUUUUCUUGACAAGCCUGACAGGUGGUUCCAUUGUAGGAGAUAUGGCUCCUUAUCAAGCAUUUGCAAUUGGUGGUCUUGGUAGCGUGCGAGGGUAUGGCGAAGGUGCUGUUGGAUCUGGAAGAUCAUGUUUGGUUGCUAAUACUGAACUGACAUUUCCUUUGAGCAAGAUGUUGGAAGGUUCUGUUUUCCUAGACUGCGGAACUGAUUUGGGCUCUGGUCGGCUUGUACCUGGAAAUCCAGCUUUGAGACAGGGCAAACCGGGAUCUGGAGUUGGACUUGGAUAUGGUCUUCGCUUCAAGUCUCCACUUGGUCAUUUCCACGUUGAUUAUGCCAUCAAUGCCUUUGAACAGACGACUCUAUACUUUGGCAUCACAAACCAUGCUUCUUGAUUGGCUUAACCAUACAAGCUGCUGCCAAAUUCUUGCUCUUCCCAUUUCAUUAGCAUGGAAAAAGACCAUUUCAGAGAGAAAACGGGGAGAAGAAAGGGAAAGGGUUGGGUUAGGGACUGAGGAUGGUGCUAGGAGACGUCUCUGAUGUCUAAAGGGUUCCGGAUGCUGCAGACUCUGGCGCAUUCAUCGUCUUCAACCUGCUAUACAGUUGCCAUUUCAUGGAGAAAUAUUUGAAGCUGCAUGAAUCCAAG